Messenger RNA from Ceratitis capitata (Mediterranean fruit fly), 2738 nucleotides. Its product is annotated as neural cell adhesion molecule 1. Lineage: Eukaryota; Metazoa; Arthropoda; Insecta; Diptera; Tephritidae. Gene Ontology annotation, cellular component: axon; neuronal cell body; plasma membrane. Gene Ontology annotation, molecular function: axon guidance receptor activity; protein binding. The transcript is spliced from 9 exons. The record is from RefSeq and is a predicted model, not a curated record. Gene Ontology annotation, biological process: homophilic cell-cell adhesion; synapse organization. Bases 957 to 2615 code for a protein of 552 amino acids.
UUCAAAUGCGAGCGCGGUAAAGUAUUGCUGUCUCACACAGCUCUACCAGCUAGUCAGUAGAAACGAAUUCGACUACAGGGACUCUUUUUUUAUUGCUUCCAAGCGUUCAACUGUUGUUGUGCUAUUAAUUAAUUUUGUUAACACAAAAAUCGACUACAACAACUACAGUAACCUAGUCAAUAUUGAUAAGCAUAUGAUAAUGUAAUGUAAUCAAGUGCAAUUGAAACGUUGACGGAAGCACAAAGAAAAGCGAAUAAUUACGAGAAUUUUUGUGUGAACUAACGACAAAAAAAAAAACGAAAAAAGAAGUAAAAAAAAGUACUAAAAGGAGGAAGCUGUGUAAUAAAGGGCGCGCGAAGCUGUCACAGCGAGUGUGAAUUUCAUUUUAGUGCGAGCAAUUUGUGUACAAUACAGUAUUUUUUGUUUGUUUUUGGAAAAUGUACAAGUAUUUUAAUGUUUGUACUGGUAUUUAGCGCAUCACAUGUGUCCACACACACAAGCACAAAAAUACAUGCAGCUAAAUAUUCGCGCUCUUGUACGUAAUGAAAUAUAAUGCAAUGCAAUUUACGUCUGGCAGACUUUCCCAAAACUAUUUAUAACUGAAACGACUUGUUUAUAUAUUUUGUGAAUCAUAAAAACGCAAUUUAUGCGAGGAUUUUCAACAUUUUGGAAGCGCAUAAGCGGGAAAAUUAAAAAAAAAAAAUUUAUAAUAAAACAGAGCAGUGAAACUUAAUGUGCGAGUGUGGUGUACGUAUAAAAAAGGAGAAAAUUGAGUAAAAAAAUUUCAACAAAAGUAAUAGAGGAUCAAAAUCCAAUACAGAUCGAACCAACAUUAAAAACAAUCUUAAAAAUUUCUACAAAGCAAUUCAAAAAAUCUCAAAUUUACAAAUUUAAAAAAUUUUAAAUAAAUCAAAUAAUCUCCCCAUAAAUAAAACUCGAAUAAACGUGCUGAAAAAAUGAAAGGCGGCACAUUACUCCUACUAACCCUCUUUUUCGCUACGUUUUGCCUGCAGUUUAACAAGGCACUGUCCGACGAGACCAAGGCCGUUAUCGCCGGCGACAUCGUCACCGACGACGACGAAUACUAUUACGAAGAUGAUGACGAUGGGGACGCAAGUGCCCAUGACUAUGUUGAUGAUGAGGAAGAUGAUGCUGAUGACUAUGAUGAUGAAGCUUUAGAGACGGCAGUAGAAGAAAAACCCGCAGAGCUCAGGGUGGAGCCACCUUACUUCGAAGAAACAGAGUUGCAAAUUUACACACAACCCGAGCAAAAUGUAAUGAUCGAUUGUGUGGCGAAAAAUGUGCACUCAAAUAAUGUCAUUAUGUGGUACAAGGGCAAGGUCGUAAUUGCGACUGGCCAAUUUACUAUGUACCCCAAUGUGGAUGUGCUCAAGAAUAACUCGUUAGUCAUAAAGAAUGUAACCGUUAAAGAUGCGGGCGAUUAUUAUUGUGAAGUGCUGCCUGAGAAGGUGCGCAUGCAUGCCCUCUUGGAGGUAGAUGAAAGUCUUAUGAUCUUUUGCGAUGGAAAAGAAGUGACCAACGAUACGCUGGUCCUUGUACAGGGUGAACCACAUAGAUGUGAAUGUAAAUAUUAUUCAUUGGAAAAUGUGCAGAUCAAAUGGUUCAUAGAUGGCAAACGUGCCGAGUCUGUUGUCGAGCGCGUCCUGGGUGAACAAUUGUACCUGGACAAUGUAGACACCAAACACGGCGGCAUCUAUCAGUGUUUAGCCGAUGAUCUCUCACAGGAACCGCCACAUGCCAUGAUUGUCGUGGAAGUUGUCUACGCGCCCAAAGUGUCCACUUAUCGGCAUUAUGUGAAUACGGCACAGGGUAGCAAUGCAGAGUUGUAUUGCGAUUACACAGCGAAUCCGAGUGGUCAAGCGCAAUGGUUACGGAACCGUAAAAGCUUGAAUGCGUCACAGAAAUACACACUCGACGAGGUGGCGCAUAAGGGACGCACGCGUUCGAUACUAACGGUUAUGGAUGUGCGCUCUAAGGAUCUCGGCGAGUAUACGUGUCGUGUGCAGAACACUAUCGGCAGCGACGAGGUGAAUGUACGUAUUAUAUAUGAGCCAGAGCAUCCACAGUUGGAAGACUUUGAGGUUAGUGGCAGCAAAGCGGUUAUACAUUGGUUAGUGCGCAGCAUUCAACCGUUAUCGGAAGCGGUGCUGGAUUACAAAUUGGCGGGGUCCUACACUUGGAGCAAAGUUUCGGUGGUGCACACACAUCGUCAUGCGGACACUCACAUAUGGAAGGUGACUCACGAGAUGGAACUCACGCCGGGAAGUUGGCAUGUGCGUAUGAGAGCGAAAAACACCGUUGGUUGGUCGGCAUUUUCCGCGCAGCAUGAUUUCGUUAUUAAAGAUAAUGAAAGUGAUAAUGGCGAUGAUGAUGAUGAUGAUGAUGAUGAUGAUGAUGAUGUGGAUGUGGAUGAAGAAGAUGACUUGGAUACAGCCGGCGCACCUAAGAAUAUCGCCGUGGCGAGUUUUGGCGGCAGCACGAAAGGUGCGAAUAGCGGUACGACAUUGCGUUUAACACACACAACGCUACACGCUGUCUUUGCUAUUAGUUGUAUGCUUUUGUUGUUGCCAAGAAACUGGAUUUCAUUAUUAUGAGAGAAGCAAACAAAAAAGUUGCCAAAGAUUUAAAAUGUAGUACUUAGUGACAUAUGAGUAUAUUGUGCUAUUUUCAUGUUUGUGUGUGUAUAUUUAUAUGUAUAUGUAUGUGUAAACAUACUA